UAUCUUUUUAGUUACACGUGUACUUGUGACGAAGCAAGAAAUGACGGUCUCCUUGUGUUUAGGGCUUUUACUCCUUCUUGCCCGACUAAGUUCGGGAAAAUUGAAGGAAGGAGAAUGUGAAGUGUGUGUCAAGUUUUUGACGAGGUUUGUUGAUGGGUUGGAGUCAUCUGAUAUGAGUGAUAUUGAUGUGUUGGAGAAGAAGUUCAGGGGAGUUUGCGGUCAGGCGAAGAAGAAAGAAAACAGAUUUUGCUACUAUAUUGGUGCAACAGAAGAUGCUGCCACUGGUAUGGUCAAGGAAGUCAUCAAACCCCUCAUGUCUAGUAUCCCACCAGAGAAAGUGUGCGAAAAACUAAAGAAACAAGAUUCUCAAAUCUGCGAACUCAAAUACGACAAACAGAUUGAUUUUAAAAAUGUUGAUUUGAAGAAGCUGCGUGUGAAGGAGUUGAAAAAGAUUCUCGCCGAUUGGGAUGAGGAGUGCAAAGGUUGUGUUGAGAAAACCGAUUUUGUUAAACGAAUUGAAGAACUGAAACCUCGUCAUGUCGAACUUUGAUGAUUUUUGUACGGAUUUACUUCAGAGAUAGUAGAUGUGGAAUUACAAUUUGUGUCCGACUAGUAGUUCAACAAGCAAUGCUGUAGUUGGUAUUGUGCAUUUGUGUGGUGCAUUAAUAUUAACUAAUUUUAAUAUCAA
Molecule: messenger RNA, 688 nt
Organism: Corticium candelabrum
Lineage: Eukaryota; Metazoa; Porifera; Homoscleromorpha; Homosclerophorida; Plakinidae
Product: mesencephalic astrocyte-derived neurotrophic factor homolog
Exons: 4
Coding region: 41-550 (169 amino acids)
Source: RefSeq, a predicted model, not a curated record